AUGGAAGUGCAGACCCUGCUGCCCGGCACCGGCACCAGCACCAGCACCGGAGCCGACGACCAGGAGGCCCUGCAGGCAGCUGUGAAGAUAGAGUGCCCGUGGAAGGCCUGGGCGCAGAAGCCAGUCACCUUCGAGGAUGUGGCAGUGAAUUUCACCCAGGAAGAGUGGGACUGUUUAGAUGCCCAUCAGAGGGUCCUCUACCAGGAUGUUAUGUCGGAGACCUUCAGAAACCUGGUGUCUGUGGCCAGAAUCUUUCUGUCUAAUCCAGAUCUGAUCACCAAGCUUGAACAAGAAGAGAAACAGUGGAGAGCAGACCUCUGUCCCCCAAAUGGAGAAGGCCUCCCUUCAGGAGGCAAGGAGGGACUUCGAGAGCACAGUCCGAGCUUGAGAGAUGAAGCCGGAUGCAGAGGGUCUGAGGGCAGGACCCCCGGGUUCCCAGCGUCCUGGGCGGGGCCUCCCUUUCCCUGCCACGUCUGUGGCAGGUGCUUCAGCAAGCGCUCCAACCUUCGCUAUCACCAGUUUGUCCACAAUCUCAAGGGGACGAACAACUGCAGCAAGUGUGGGAAGUCAUUCCGGAACCCCAAGGCGCUCAGCUACCACAGACGCGUACAUCUCGGGGAGAGGCCCUUCUGUUGCUCACUUUGUGACAAGACCUACUGUGAUGCGUCUGGCCUGAGCCGUCACCGCCGUGUCCAUCUGGGUUACCGGCCCCACUCAUGCCCCUUCUGCGGGAAGGGCUUCCGGGACCAGUCUGAACUCAAACGCCACCAGAAGAUACACCCAAACCAGGCGCCAGUGGCUGGGCUCCCGGAACCCAUGGUCAGGGGCCAGGGGCUUGCAGCUGGGAACCACACGCCAGUGGCCAGGACCCAAGAACCCAUAUUUAGAACCAAGGGUUCUGUAGCUCACACCGAGCCAUCUAUAGACAGGAAGCGGGGAGCUGCAGCUGGGAGCCAGGCGGUCACGGGGAGAGCUCACACCCCGGCCACCACGACCCCAGGGCCCGGGCCCAGCACACAGGCAGCCAGCCCUAGAGCCCGCUGCUUGAGUAGCAGGGCCAAGUCUCACUUACCUAAGCUUCCAAGAUUCAAGGUCUUCUCUUGCCCUUCCUGCCCCUUGACUUUUGGUAAGAAGGCCCAUCUCUCCAGGCACCAGGAGGCCCACCUCGCAGAGCAGUCGAACUGCUGCUGCUGCUGCGGCAAGGCCUUCGCCUCGCUCCCGGGGCUGCUCGGGCACCAGCGGACGCACUGGAAGCACAAGGUCUACCGCUGCCCUGUCUGCGACGUCUGCUUUAGGGAGAGGGAGGACCUCGUGGGUCACUGGGGGAGCUACAGAGGCAAGGGGCUGUGCCUGGGCAGUCCCCACAAAUGCUGGACUAUCCUGGGCCAGUGGCUUGGCCUUCCCAGUGCCUCCCCUACAGCAGGGAAGGGAGUGGGUCUCCGAGGAGCCACACACCCAGGGCGGGGGAGGGGGGCAGGGCGAAGGGAUGCAGAGGAGAAGCAGAUGAGGCGGUGAGGGUCUUGGAACAUAAAUAAAUGGCCGUUGUGACUAAGGCCUUUCUUUGUGUUGGGUGUUCCUGAGGACUGACCUCCAGGGUGAGGAGGCUGGGGUAGAGGAGGCGAGGUGAGGGACAGUGAAGGAGUCCAGAAAGGAAAAGGGACAAGAAGGGGCACACAGAAACUUGCAUUAUCAGUUAGCACCUGGCUUGUCUCUGUCUUACCCACCAUCAAGCAGGAAGCGCUGCAGGAAGCAGCAGUGCUCCAAUGGGCAUGGAGAUGGGGGGGGCAACUCUGAGGGACCAUCUGGACAUGUCCGGGAAGUGAACGGGCGGCCUCCUGAAGCACGCGAGGGGCCACUCUGCAUCCUUUGUCUCCGUCUCCUUGGCAGGCUGCUGGGCAAGGUGGAGCUCAGGCCAGAAUCCGAGGGUCUCUCCCCACGUCCUCAUUCUGCAGCUCACUCUGCUCUGUGAUGUUUUGGACUCAUGUUCCUUCCCUUUAGCCCAUGGUGACCGAGGACUUGGGCGGAACUCCCAUGUGCAGAGCUGCCACGCUGCGGUUUGCACGGACAGAGACCCCCGCGCAAGCCUCCAGCACAGCUGUCCUCUGAGGAAGAGCACCUGCCUGACCUCCAGUGGACGACAGACG
Messenger RNA from Molossus molossus (Pallas's mastiff bat), 2144 nucleotides. It is a transcript of the gene ZFP57, whose product is annotated as ZFP57 zinc finger protein. Gene Ontology annotation, biological process: negative regulation of transcription by RNA polymerase II. The record is from RefSeq and is a predicted model, not a curated record. Gene Ontology annotation, molecular function: DNA-binding transcription repressor activity, RNA polymerase II-specific. NCBI's taxonomy places the organism in Eukaryota, Metazoa, Chordata, Mammalia, Chiroptera, Molossidae.